GGCGGGAAUGGGCUUCCAUACAUUUCAACAGAAAAACGCAUAAGGGCUGCGAAUUAAGCGCGCGCCUUGAUGUUACUUCCAUAAUUGUUGGGCUGUGGCUCAAGAAACCCGCUGUUCUCACGCAGCUCGGUAGUAGUGUUACUGUCAUCUUUUUCUUGACUAUAGUAGUAGGCAUGACAGAGAAUCAAGGAGCGUUCUCUAGACCCAGGAGAUCAUGGACUGACCUUUGCCGAAAGUUCUGGGGUGUUUUUCUGCGGAACAAAUGGCAGAUUUUAGCUCUGCUAAGCGUCUUGGCAGAUCCGGGACCCAGGAGGGUGGUACUCCAGAUGACACCUCGGCUGGCAGAGGAGACGGAGGUGUGCUGGCGACCCAGUCCAGAGUUGCCCCUCGGUGUUUUCCUCGGUAUGAUUCUCAGAAUCUACGCACACCUGACGGACUCUGAGAAAGGCUACAUAAACUAUCCCGGAGAGUUACUCUCUCGGAUGCUUCGCAUGGUCACAACUCCUCUCAUUGUGACUAGUGUGAUAAUAGGCAUGUCUGAAGUAAGCUCAAAGUCCUCUAGAAGAAUUGCUGCACGUGUACUAGUGUACAUCUUCUCAACCACCGUACUGGCAGUCACUACAGGAAUUCUACUGUCAGUGCACAUCAAGCCUGGAUUUUCUUCUGAUGUGACAAGUAUGAUAGAUGUGGAAAAAGAGGACUUUUUCUCCAUGGUCGCUCUGAUGGAUCUUGUAAGGAACAUGAUUCCAGCAAGCCUAAUUAUAGCUUUCUUUGCACAUUACAAGACUGAGACAGUGGAGGCUGAGGUAGAGGCAUAUGACCCCAUUUCUGGUCUGCCCAUGAAUUUGACCGAAUUUGAACAACUGGGCCGUACCGUCCCUGGAACCAACAUGGUGGGCCUGAUUGUUUGGUCCUGCAUUGGUGGCCUUCUGAUUGGACAAAUUGGGGAGGCAAAUAGAACCCUGGUGAAGUUACUGAAAGACUUGAACAUGGCCUUAACAGUGGUAGCCCAUUGGAUAACUUGGUACAUGCCCUAUGGGCUAAUUUUCAUGAUUGCAAGCCAUGUGACUGAGGUCGAAGGAUGGGGAUCCUUCAUGAAACUUGGAAAGCUGGCAGGGGUGAUCCUUCUUGGCCUUAUCAUCCAUGGAAUGGUCAUUCUUCCCUUCAUCUACCUUGUGCUUGUGAGACGCAACCCCUUUGUUGUGAUGAGGGAGGUCUCUCAUGUCUUAUUCACUGCCAUGCGCAUGUCAUCCAGCGCCGAUACGCUGCCAGAAACUAUGCAGUGUUGUGAGGAGAGACUGAAGUUUGACCCAAGAAUCACUCGCUUCAUGCUGCCCAUCGCAUCCAACCUCAACAUGAAUGGAAGUGUCCUUUAUGAAGUGGCCUCUGUUGUUUUCAUCGCCCAACUCAACGACAUCCACUUGAAUGGUACUCACAUCGUUAAUAUCAGCUUGACUGCAGCAGCUUCCUGCAUGGGAGCAGAAGGGGUCCCAGCUAUUGGCGCAUUGACCAGUGUCUUCAUUUUGUCGGCAGUGGGUCUCCCUGCCAAAGGGGCCUCACUUCUGGUGCUUUUGGAGUGGAUUUUAGACCACUUCAACACCGUCAUAAAUGUAUGGGGAAACUGCAUCGGCGUGGCACUCAUUCAUCAUCUGUCACAAAACGAGCUGCCGGUCCAAAACCAGAGCGGAUAAGGUAGACCUGUCAGUGGGACCUGAAGACCUGGCUGGAACGCCUCCUUUUACAUUGUUCUACUGUUGCAACCCUCGGGUAGCUCUUGUAUUCACUCUGAAAUGCAACAGGCUGAGCUGGGUUGUGUUUUAUGUAUUUUAUGUAUUUAAUGGCCAUGAUCUAAGGUUGUGCAGCCAUGCAUUUGGAUCUGAUUUUGUUAAGAGUCCAGGGCAGGAUCUGUGGGAUCUCUGCAUCCCUUUAUCCAAAUUUUACUGUUCCAAUUAGAAGUGUUUUUAUUUUAUUUUACUGCUUAUUAUCAUCUAUUUGCUGCUGUAAAAUGUUUAACAGGGGUUAAUAAAGAUAUUUUUGUUUAUUCUCAAAAAAUUUGAAUAAAUUAAUGACUCAUUCAUCUUCA
Messenger RNA from Nothobranchius furzeri (turquoise killifish), 2083 nucleotides. Its product is annotated as excitatory amino acid transporter 3. The record is from RefSeq and is a predicted model, not a curated record. Gene Ontology annotation, biological process: L-glutamate transmembrane transport. Gene Ontology annotation, cellular component: plasma membrane. Gene Ontology annotation, molecular function: glutamate:sodium symporter activity; L-glutamate transmembrane transporter activity; L-cysteine transmembrane transporter activity. Lineage: Eukaryota; Metazoa; Chordata; Actinopteri; Cyprinodontiformes; Nothobranchiidae.